Messenger RNA from Quercus lobata, 1212 nucleotides. RefSeq lists its product as uncharacterized. The coding region runs from base 1 to 1212 and encodes 403 amino acids. The transcript has 6 exons. The record is from RefSeq and is a predicted model, not a curated record. Lineage: Eukaryota; Viridiplantae; Streptophyta; Magnoliopsida; Fagales; Fagaceae.
AUGGGAAAAAGAAUUACUCUAAUAUUUUUGUUUGUGAUAACCUUUCUUGUUUUGAGUAGUGUAGAUGUGAAAACUAAAGCUAUACAAAAUUUAUCAGAAGUCGACAGGAAAUUGAUGGUUCUGAACAAGCUAGCAAUCAAAAGUAUUAAGAGUGAAGAUGGAGAUAUUAUUGAUUGUGUUGACAUCUACAAGCAACCCGCUUUUGAUCACCCUGCAUUAAGGAACCAUAUAAUUCAGAUGAAACCGAAUAAUAGUUUUCCAUUUGACACUACCAUUAGUUUUAAAAACGAGUCAUCUCUGCAAGUGUUGUCUCAAACUUGGCACAAAAGUGGAAGUUGUUCAAAGGGAACCAUUCCCAUUCGUAGAAUUAGUAGGCAAGAAUUAUUAAGGGCUACUUCCCUCGAGCACUUUGGAAGGGAAGGACCACGGACUUCCUCUAUUGUAAAUUCAACAAAUGACAAAAGUAGUGGCAAUAACGGCAGCAAAAUCCAAGUCUUUCCUCCACCCAACCACUCGGCGGCAUAUCUUUUUACAAAAGGAUAUGGUUUUGUGGGUGCUAGAGGAGUUAUAAAUGUCUGGAAUCCAAGAGUUGAUUCGCCCGAUGAAUACACUACUGCUCAAAUUUGGAUUAAAAAUGGCCCUAACGAUGGUUUUGAAAGUAUUGAAGCAGGAUGGAUGAUGGAUGCGUACCAGAAGACAGGUUGCAUUAAUCUCAUUUGCUCUGGGUUUGUACAAAUCAACCCAAGGUACGAAUUAGGUGCACCUAUUCAACCUACAUCACAAGAACGAGGAAAACAAUAUGAGAUCCAAAUCCAAAUUUACCAGUUACCAGAAACCAGAAAAUGGUGGCUAGUAUAUGGAGAAGACAAGGUGAUAGGGUAUUGGCCCUAUGAAAUCUUCAAUCAUUUGCAAAGGAAAGCCAGAAUAGUUCAAUGGGGAGGGGAUGUUAAUAGCAAAAACAUCAAGGGAGUUAAACCCCACACUACAACAGCCAUGGGGAGUGGAAAUUAUGCAUAUGGUUUGUGGGGAUCAGCAUGUUACAUUGAUAGACUUAGAAUCGUGGAUUAUAACCUCCUUACGAAGUACCCUAUAUGGGUACGUAGUAAUGCCGAGGAACCCAAUUGCUACACUGCUCUUAAUUACCAAAAGAGUCUUGCAAUUGAGCCUGUGUUCUACUUUGGAGGGCCUGGUGGAGGUCUUUUUUGUCCAUGA